Messenger RNA from Cavia porcellus (domestic guinea pig), 1869 nucleotides. It is a transcript of the gene Batf2, whose product is annotated as basic leucine zipper ATF-like transcription factor 2. The coding region runs from base 174 to 947 and encodes 257 amino acids. Gene Ontology annotation, cellular component: nucleus. The record is from RefSeq and is a predicted model, not a curated record. Gene Ontology annotation, biological process: regulation of transcription by RNA polymerase II. The transcript is spliced from 3 exons. Lineage: Eukaryota; Metazoa; Chordata; Mammalia; Rodentia; Caviidae. Gene Ontology annotation, molecular function: RNA polymerase II cis-regulatory region sequence-specific DNA binding; DNA-binding transcription factor activity, RNA polymerase II-specific.
CUUUUGGGCCUGAAAUGGGCACGGGCAUAUGGAACUGAAUCACGUGGAGCUGUCGGGAAAAUCAGCAACACCAGAGAAGUGACAGCAGCGGGAAGGACAGUGCUGCUCUUCACAGACCCUGGCUCUGGGCUGCCUGCUGCGUAGGCUUCUCUCUUGAGGGAAGGGAAGGGACCAUGGUGUCUCCGUUGUACAAAAGCAGUAGCUGGGCCCAGGACCCGGAGGAGUGUCAGAAGCAGCUGAAAAAGAAACAGAAGAACCGGGUGGCCGCCCAGCGCAGCCGACAGAAGCACACGGAUAGAGCAGAUGCCCUGCACCAGCAGCACGAGUCCCUGGAGAAACACAACCAGGCUCUGCGGAAGGAGAUCCAGGACCUGCAGGCUGAGCUGGCGCAGUGGAGUCAGACCCUGCAACUGCACGAGCACCUGUGCCCCAAGGACUGUGUCCCCUACCGGGCUCUUGAGCCGCCUGAGUGCUGGGGCCAGGCCAGGUGGCUCCCAGGACAGCACAGCUGCCUGGAGCAGCCAGACCUCUUCUCCACUCCUGUCUCCUGUCUGUCCGCUCAGCUGUACCCAGAUCCACAGCCUCAGGGUCCCUGUGGCCUCCCCCCAUCCCCUCUGUCCCUGCUGUCCCUCGGCCCUGCUACAGUGACUCUACCUCCUGCUCAGACAUCCCUCAGCCACCUGCCAUCUGCCUCAUCCACGGCCCCCAGCCUGCCAGGCUCUUCCCCAUUGCCCAGCCCUCCAGCCCAAGCUACCUCUCCGCAGCCCCUUGGACAGGUACCCCCGAGCAAGGGGGAGUUGGGGUCCUCUCUAGGGCCUGAAUAUCUGCAGAGCAGGGAGCACAAGGCCAGUCCUUCAGCAGCAGAUUGGCCGGGUUCGGCCUUGGAUCUCGACCACCACCCUCUCCUGGUCUUUCCUCUGGUGGCCUCGGCUCAGGUCCGCUUCUAACCUGUGCCCAGAGCAUGACUGCCUCUCCUGCCCUGCUGCUGGAGUCACCCUUCCCAGAGAGCAGCUGGCCCAGGGAAAAGGAAGCUGCAGCUGAGUGCCCGCCACUGUGACAGGCCCUUUCACUGCUGUUAUCUCAUCGCGGCCUCAUGGUCACCAUGCAAAAUUGAGAUUAGGACUCCACUUUCACAGAGAAACCAAGACUGUGUGCGUAUCACACAGUCUUUCUUUUCGCAGUUAUUCUUUUUCACAGAGCCUUUGUGGGGCCCAAAACACAGCCCUCUCUGCUCUUUGUGCUCUGCUGGAAAACUGGCCUGGGUGAAGGGGGCUGAAGUCCUGGGACCCAGGGGCAGCCCUGCCCUCUGCUUUGGGAUCCCCGCCCUGGCUGGAGACAACCCAGAGUCCGAACCUGGUGGGGAGAGGACAAGCAAGAGCCCAGAAGGGCCUCCUGCUUCCUCCAGCAGUGUUUCCACGGCCAAGAGCCAGACUGGGCAGCAGGGGGCUGUCACAGGCCCCUCUGGCCUGGGCACGACUGGACAGGGUCCUCCCUAAUGGUUUCCUGCCCGUUUUCCCCAGGGCCUGGUGGUGGUAGACAGGGAAAGCAAAGGGAGGAGGCAGAGUGAAGGACGGCUGGGUGCAAGUGAGGGGCUCGAACCUGCAGGAGAGGGACCAAGACUUGGCCAGUAGCACCCUGGGCCCCAGGCCGCAGCAUCUCAGUCCCCCGAGGCAGCUCCUGUAGGUCUGGGAUCAGGGCUAGAUAGCUAGCGAAGCAGGGUCCACUGACCCUCCAAGAAGGUACUCCAGGGUGGCUGGGGUGAACCAGACCCUCGCACACAUAACCAUGAUUGCGGCAACCAUGUUUGACACGCUCCUGGGCACCAGUGCAAGUCUCAUGUGAUAGGAAAUAAAGUGUUUUCAAGUCCUU